AUGUCGCGUCAAGAGCAGAGGCGUACCGAUGAGCGCGAGUCAGAAUAUUCUAUUAAUUCGCUCUCCGACUCCAUUAAAGGCAUGGCCAUCGACACUCUCCGUCUUAUCAGUCAGCCCUUUACCGAGGAGGAGCUCAAUGACGCGACCCCAGAACAAGUUCUUCAACGAAUGCUUUCCACCGCUUCAUACAUCUCGACAACCUCAAGUCUCGCUAAAAAAUACCAACGGGCUAACGAGCCUUCCGCCAUACGUUUAUUUGAAGAGCUUGGCAAGGGACAGUGUGGGACGGUAUACGGCUUUGUGGGUUCGUCGACUGCUGUGAAGCUUGCCAACUACGAAGAGAAAUACAAGGAACUUGGUGAAGACUAUUCCGCGUAUAUAAAAAUCCAUGAAGCCAUUCAGGAAUGCGACCCAGACCAUGAGAUCAGUGCCAGACUCCCAAAGGCUUAUGAUUUCAUUGGCCCGAAAUCUGAGUUUUGGAACGAAUACAACCUGCUCUUUGAUCCUCAAGUCAAGGUUAGAGGCUAUGGCUUGACAUUAGAGCGGAUCUUUCCUGCUCCCUUCCCAGUGAGAGAGGCACUUGUCGAUGCCCUCCUUCCACCUAUUAUCAAGCGAAACAAGGCCAAAUUUCUAGCCAAACCCGAGAACAAGAACUGUUUGAUUCGCCUGUACCUCGGCCGACGUCACACAACUAAAGUACAGGGCAAAGUUCAGAAUCUCAAACUUCAGAACUUUCCCCUCCACGUCAACGAGAUGGAGGAUCUGGGUUUGGAUACUGAACGUUUUGCCCGUCUCAUGGCCAACACUCUAGCCAUUAUUCACUGGGGUGCAGGGAUUGACGGCGAUGAUAUUGAGUUUGUGCUUGGUAGCUCUCCAGUCCAGAACAAAACGCCAACAUCGAAGGAACUCGAGACGCUUAAAUUGUGGGAGAUGGCUGAAGCUUGCGAUCGGAAGUUUACUCAAAGAACGAUGGAGAUGUGGGUUUUUGACUUGAACGAGUGUUCCCCAGUUACCAACGAUGAAGCCGGCAUAGAACAAUUAGUCAGGGCUUUCAACAACAACGAUCCCUACUACCCUCAGCCUGGCCAGUCCAACGAAAACGACCGAAAGCUCUGGAGCGUCUUCCGUAAGACGUACCUGGACAUGAGCCACCGAUUUACCGAGAGCAUGAACCCAGGCAGGUUCAUCAAAACUCUCGAGGAGGAGCCGAGCAAGGAGAACAGCAAGAACAAGAGAAUCGACAGCCUGGCAUUUUUCGAAUGA
This is a messenger RNA of Fusarium venenatum, 1263 nucleotides long. Its product is annotated as zinc finger protein-domain-containing protein. The record is from RefSeq and is a predicted model, not a curated record. NCBI's taxonomy places the organism in Eukaryota, Fungi, Ascomycota, Sordariomycetes, Hypocreales, Nectriaceae.